Recurvomyces mirabilis is the source of this 591-nucleotide messenger RNA. RefSeq lists its product as uncharacterized. The record is from RefSeq and is a predicted model, not a curated record. The coding region runs from base 1 to 591 and encodes 196 amino acids. The transcript is spliced from 4 exons. NCBI's taxonomy places the organism in Eukaryota, Fungi, Ascomycota, Dothideomycetes, Mycosphaerellales, Teratosphaeriaceae. Gene Ontology annotation, cellular component: nucleus. Gene Ontology annotation, molecular function: RNA binding.
AUGUCCAAACUUUUUAUUGGUGGCCUAGCAUGGCACACCGACGAUCAGACCUUACGCACCAAGUUCGAGGAGUUCGGUCAGGUUGACGAGGCCAUUGUGGUCAAGGACAGAGAUACUGGUCGCAGCCGUGGCUUCGGUUUCGUCCGCUUCAGUGAUGACGCUGGCGCUCAUGCCGCGAUCGCCGGAAUGAACAACGUUGAGUUCGAUGGCCGCACUAUCCGUGUGGACAAGGCUUCUGAACGUGCUGGCGGCGGUGGUGGCGGCGGCGGAGGGUUCGGUGGUGGACGUGGCGGCGGCUACAGUGGUGGUGGUGGAAGCUAUGGAGGCGAUCGUGGCGGCUACGGCGGUGGUGGACGUGGCGGCGGAUAUGGAGGCGGUCAGAGUCAAGGCGGCUAUGGUGGUGGUCAAGGUGGCUACGGCGGCGGCGGAGGCGGCAACAACUGGCGUCAAGGCGGUGGAGGUGGCGGCGGCUACCCGCAGGGCGGCGGCGGCGGCGGCUACGGCGGUGGCGGAGGAGGGUACCAGCAACAGUCAAAUGGCGGCGGAUAUGGCGGUCAGCCCCAGGGUGGCCAGCAGCAGGGUGGCUGGUAG